This is a messenger RNA of Panicum virgatum (switchgrass), 1367 nucleotides long. RefSeq names its product putative B3 domain-containing protein Os03g0621600. The coding region runs from base 194 to 1150 and encodes 318 amino acids. NCBI's taxonomy places the organism in Eukaryota, Viridiplantae, Streptophyta, Magnoliopsida, Poales, Poaceae. Gene Ontology annotation, molecular function: DNA binding. The transcript is spliced from 5 exons. The record is from RefSeq and is a predicted model, not a curated record.
UUGCACACACAAGCAACCUUCUCGAUACCUCCGUCGAGUAAUGGUCACUGGCUCUCUGCGACCCUGCCUGUUGGUGCAUUCUCGAUACAAGCAACCUUCUGUUGGUGCAUUCUCAUCAAGAGCUGGAGGAGCAUCUGUUCUGUAGCAAACAUUUGCGCAGUUGGGAUCUUAAAAGAAGAAUUAGUUAAUCACUAUGGGAAAGCCUCGUAAGGGAUGGAGGGAGAAGGAUGCAAGUGACCACUGGAAUAAUCAAACAGAUGAUCAGUGCAAGCGUUUCUUCAAGGUUCUUAUUGGUGAUUUCCGUAAAAGAUUGGUUUUGCCAGAUAAACUUGCGCUACACUUCAGAGGCAAAAUAGCAAGAAGUAUUAAACUUGAAUCCCGUAGUGGCCAUACUUUUGAUGUUCAAGUUGCAAAGAAUUCGGGAAGAGUAGUGCUUCAAUCUGGAUGGGAGUCGUUUGUUAGUGCCCAUGGCUUGAAGAUGCUGGACUUUUUGGUAUUCAAGUACGAUGGGAUUUCUCGAAUGAAGGUUCUGAUCUUUGAUCAUAGUGGUUGCGAGAAACCACUAAUAUGUUCUGUCACGAAAAAUUCUAUUAAUGGUAGGAAAAGGAAGGAGGAAUCCUUUGACAUUUCGAGCAACUAUGCUAAGGUUGCAAAUAUCAUUUCAUCAUCAUGCUCCCCAUUCGAAUCAUCAGGAGGUUCGACAUCUUCAGAAGAAGAUGAAGCGCGUUCUAUUCCGAGUUGCAUCCUCCCAAGAGGAACCAGCCUUACUAAUGUGCAAAAUAAGAAACUGGAAAAGAAAGUCCAAGCUAUUUGUUCUGAAAUCCCUAUCUAUGGGUGUGUCAUUAAGAAGACCAAUAUUUCUGGACGAAGUCAAAAUAUGCGCUUCACUGGAGAAUAUUCUGAUGCAUAUCUUCCAUUCAUGAAGAGGACGUUGACGCUUCAUCGUCAUGGCAAGAGUUGGGACGUGAUGUGCCACCUUCAGGUUCCAAGUGGCCAAUGCAAAUACCAAAAGCUUUGCAAAGGGUGGAAACGGUUUGCACGUGACAACAAUUUGCGGGUGGGAGAUCUCUGCCUCUUCGAGCUACUGGAGACCAAGAAGUACACGAUGACUGUGCAUGUCGUUCGUGAAUUCGUGGAAACUGAGACCUGACAAAUGGCUCCUGCUGUGGUUUCCGGCUUUUGCAGUGGUGGUAGGUUUGGUAUGAGACGCGUACUCAGAUGAUCUUGAUAAUCUUUUCAGCCAUUGUAGCCAACUUUUGUAAUGGUGAUAGCAGCGCAUUUAUGCCUAAAAAAGCCUAAAAACAGAGCUUUGGUUCCUGACGAUCCCUACAGUUUCCUAUGACUAGAAUUUCUUGCAUUUCUAAAAA